AUGGUUUCAAACACUCAUGUGGAUGAUCAGAUUGUGGUGUUUAAAGAGGCUUCACCGGUAUCUUCACCUAAGAACACACAUGUCUCAAACAAAUCUGAUCUUAUAGAAGCAUCUUCCUCAAACAAAUCUGCUUUAUCAAAGAAUGAGGAACAAAUGAAAUCCUUUGUGCAGCCUGGUGCCGAUAUUGUUGAAAACAAAGAAGAUGAAGCGGAAAAUAUUAUGAUGAAUAUUUGCGAUACGUGUGGUGAUCUAGGAUGGAAUAAGUAUCUCGCCAUAUGUGCAACUUGCGAAGUUGGUGCUGAGCAUAUUUACUGCAUGGCGGUAAAACUCAAGAAAAAACCCGAAAAAUGGGAGUGCUAUGACUGCAUUGAAGACAAAGAUCAAAUGGAGAAAAAUGAAGAAGCUGGCUCCAGAAAAAGGAAAGCAAAAUCCUUAAUUGACCCUUUUGAGAUUUCGGAAAAACCAUCAUCUCAAAGACAACCUGACUUGUUGAAGACACAAAACUACAAUGGAACCGUAGGUAUGGACUUGAACGAAGACCCUAUACCAGACUUGAACCGAGAUCCUAUCCCAGACCUUAACCUGGACCCUAUCCCAGACCUGAACCUGGACCCUGUCCCAGACUUGAACCUGGACCCUCUACCAGACCUGAACCUGGAUCCAAACCCAGGCUUCAACUUGGAUCCUAACCCAGGCUUGCACCUGUCCUUAGGUCAUGCUUCUUAUACUAGUAACUUUCAAGCUAAGAAACCAAAUGGGUUGUCUCUAACUCCUGUUCCUGGACAACAUUAUCCUGAAGAAGAAGAAGAACAUUGUGCUAAGAGACCUCGAGUCAAUACAAUACUCUUUUUCUAA
Messenger RNA from Arabis nemorensis, 855 nucleotides. The record is from the annotation of a GenBank genome assembly. NCBI's taxonomy places the organism in Eukaryota, Viridiplantae, Streptophyta, Magnoliopsida, Brassicales, Brassicaceae.